Molecule: messenger RNA, 1227 nt
Organism: Paracoccidioides brasiliensis Pb18
Exons: 4
Coding region: 1-1227 (408 amino acids)
Biological process (GO): ceramide biosynthetic process
Cellular component (GO): membrane
Molecular function (GO): sphingosine N-acyltransferase activity
Source: RefSeq, a predicted model, not a curated record
AUGGCCAAAACACUAUCCAGUAGGCCCAAUUCUGUGUCCGAAGUCAAUGCCUGCGUUUCUCCCCUCGACGGCCGGCGGAUGGUCAAGAAAAACACCUCUUUUCGACAAUGGGUGCUGCAGAACCAGAUAGGCAUCUGUGUCACCAUUCUCACAAUGAUAUUCGCCCUCCACAACCUCUAUCCUUCCCUCAAACCAUACACCUCCCCUUUCUUGCAAUUGCCCCACUACCAGCCGGAAAAGGGUACCUAUGUCCAGGGUUGGGAUGAUAUAUAUUUUUCCUCUAGCGCCAUUCUAGCUUUCACCGCCAUCAGAGCCAUUGCUAUCGAAUGGCUCUUCCAGCCCAUUGCACAACGUAGCGGAUUGAAACAAAAGGCCUCUCGUAGGCUAGCGGAGCAAGGCUGGGUUCUCGUUUAUUAUUUAGGCUUUUGGACUUAUGGAAUGUGCCUCUGGUACAAUUCAAAAUACUGGAAUGACUUCCGCGAACUAUGGACCGAUUGGCCUUCCAGGGUAAUCACCUACUCCUUCAAAUGGUACUGCCUGACGCAGCUGUCGUUCUGGUUCCAACAGCUCCUCGUCAUCAACAUUGAGGAGAGGAGGAAAGAUUACUAUCAGAUGCUAGUCCACCACAUCGUCACAAUCGCCCUCUUGGGCUCCGCUUAUGUGUAUGGUUUCUACAAUGUCGCGAAUGUCGUCCUGUGCAUCAUGGAUAUUGUAGAUUACGUGCUACCGUUCGCAAAGAUCCUAAAAUACCUCCGCUACGAACGCUCCUGCACAGUCGCUUUCAUCGUCUUCGUCGUCAUAUGGAUUAUCUCCCGACACAUCAUCUACAACAAACUCUGGUACUCAAUCUACCUCAACAUCCCCGACGCAAUACCCUACGGGUGCUAUUCGGCCAGCACAACCAAGAUGCUAUCCCCCCAUUCCCCCUCGCCCUCCCCUUGUCCACUCUCCAAACCCCUCAACCAAACCCUCUCCAUAGACAACUGGACCCACCUCCUCCACCCUUUCCACCGACUCGGCGGCACAAUUUGCAUGAGCCCCCGCAUCAAAUGGGUCUUCCUCUCCUUGCUGCUGUUCAUCCAGAUCCUCGCGAUAAUAUGGUUCACUAUGAUUCUGCGCGUGGCUAUCAAGGUGCUAAAGAGCGGGUCAGCGGAGGAUUCGAGGAGUGAUGGGGAGGAGGAGGAGGAGGAGGAGGAUGGAGGGAUGAAAAGGAUGAUUCGUGGGUGA